ACAACAUUCAUUAUCCAAUUGCAAAAAGAAGAAACAUCUGUGGAUGUUUGUCUCUAAAAGAAAAAUAAAUGCAAUGUGUGUGGUUUCACAUUGCAUGACUUUCCAGUGAUGACAUCAUUAAAUCAAGAUGCGUUUUACAUCAAAGCAAUUGUAUUAAUGAGAACAUUCUCAUAACUUGUGAUAUCUCAGCUCAGCUUUAAGCAGGAAAUGACAGAACAUCGACGUCAUGGAGAUGGAGUGGGACGGUGCUAAGAGGACACAUUAUAUAUUAUUUCGUGGCCCUGGAUGAUGUUGAAAGACGCUCAGCGAGGACCCACGAGACUUACAGUGAAUUGCCCAUUUGUUGAGCUAUGUUUAUGGAUCAUGUGAGUUAUAUAAACAGAAAGCACGUUUCUCUGCUCCGCGCGCUCUGAGCUGGAGUUGAGUUGGCAACAGGAGUCCACCUGUGUUUAAUCACAAAGGCACGAUACAUGCGACUUCGCAUCCAGCGCUGUGGACUGACGCUCAAAGUCUACAAGUGGAAGGAUGAACUGAGAAGUCUCCCAAAACUUGCGUAUGGUGAGAUAAAGGCAUACUUAUGUUUAUAAGAUGACACUCAACACACAGAAAGAGGGAAAGGAACCACUGAGGAGAAGAGCGAGCACUCCCAUCCCUUCCUCUCGUUUAGCGAGCCGGGGAGAUAGAGACCCCUCGGCUGACCCUUAUCACCCUCCGCUCGCCCAGUCAGCCUCUUACCACCCAGGAGACAAGACCAUCCACUCACGGGCCAACUGGUCUUCAGACUCAGAGUCGGACAGCUCUGGAUCUGAGUCUCUUUAUCGUGUGGUUUUGCUGGGGGAUCACGGUGUGGGGAAGUCAAGCCUUGCCAACAUUUUUGCUGGAAUACAAGAGAAGGAUGCCCACAAACACAUUGGAGAGGAUACAUAUGAGAAAACCCUUACGGUGGAUGAGGAGGAGACGACCCUAGUCGUGAUGGACACGUGGGAAAAUGAAAAACAGGAGGAAGAUGAGAAGUGGGUGCAGGAUUACUGCAUGCAGGUGGGGAAUGCUUAUGUCAUUGUUUACUCCAUCACCGACCGCAGCAGCUUUGAGAGCGCAUCGGAGUUACGAAUCCAGCUGCGGCGCAUCCGACAGGCUGAAAACAUUCCCAUCAUCCUUGUGGGAAACAAAAGUGACUUAGUGCGCUCUCGAGAAGUGGCAGUGGAAGAGGGUCGGGCUUGUGCCGUGGUGUUCGACUGCAAGUUCAUAGAAACCUCCGCCUCCCUCCACCACAAUGUUCACGAGCUCUUUGAGGGCAUUGUGAGGCAGAUCCGACUGCGGCGAGACAGCAAAGAGAUCAAUGAGCGCCGACGCUCUGUCUACAAGCGAAAAGAGAGCAUCACCAAGAAGGCCAGACGCUUCCUGGAUCGACUGGCGGCCAAGAACAACAAGAAGAUGGCCAUGAAAGUGCGCUCCAAGUCCUGUCAUGACCUCGCAGUGCUGUGAACCCACAGUGAACACACUCUCAUUCCUUGAACUUUCAUUUUUAUAUUCGAAAAGAGGAUUUCUGACAAGUCUGAACAUUAAUUCACAUUUUUGUUUGUUUAUUCAUUAAUUCAAGUCAAACUAUUGUAUUAACCUUUUUACUGAUUCCCCUGAAGACCUAUAGAUCAAAUUUUUGAUAGGCGUUUGAAUUAAACCAAAGGUUUACUACUGUAUAUCACCAAUUAAGUGGACUUUUUUUUUUUCUAAAUGAACAUUUUAUCAAUGUUUGCCUUAAUAGUUAGAAAUAAUUAACAAGCAAUAUUUAUUAUUCAUUGUUUUUAUUUUAUUUUUUUUCCUUAUAAAAUGAAUAAUUCACCUUGUUUUUGGAUGUAUUUUGUAUACACUGAAAGUCAUUUGCUAUGAGAUGGGUACAGCCUAUUGGAGAAGUUAAAGGAGAGACAGCUUAGCCCAAUGUUUUUUGUUGUUUUUUUUCUUACGAGUUUAUUUUAAUAAAGCAAAAAAUAUUUGGGACAUGUCAAUCAUCAUUUAAAAAGGGCAUGUGAAUAUCCUCCAUGAACCUUUUUUACAGUUUAUUUGAAUGACGUAGUUGGUCAGUAAACUCAGUUGGUCAGUAAACAAUUAAGGUGUCAGAUAUUUUACGAGAAUUUAUUAUAACAACAAAAAUAAUGGUUUACAGGCUAUUUCUAUCUAAAUGUUUUCUUGUUUUUGUUUUUUUGCACUGGACGGGAAAAUGUUUUUGUACAACUUGAUGUUGCUGGUUUGUAAAUAUUUAUUUUCCAAAAUUUGUAUAAUAAAUGGCUUUGAAAUAUGUAAAUACAAUUGAGCUUUGCAUUAUUAAAUCCCAAUGUUU
Pimephales promelas (fathead minnow) is the source of this 2335-nucleotide messenger RNA. RefSeq names its product RAS (RAD and GEM)-like GTP-binding 1 (gene rem1). Gene Ontology annotation, biological process: negative regulation of high voltage-gated calcium channel activity. The record is from RefSeq and is a predicted model, not a curated record. Gene Ontology annotation, cellular component: plasma membrane. NCBI's taxonomy places the organism in Eukaryota, Metazoa, Chordata, Actinopteri, Cypriniformes, Leuciscidae. Gene Ontology annotation, molecular function: GTP binding; GTPase activity; calcium channel regulator activity.